GGUACUUGGAUGAGGCUUCGUAGUCCUUUCAAAAUUUAUAGCUAGGUGGCAUCCGAAUCUCAAUCUUGCGUUCCUAGACACCCGCCAAGCUUUGAAACACUUCUAACCCUAGAUCGCCAAGGUCUUGAGGUCACUUUCUACCCCAUAUGUCGGGGGACAAACGUCCGAAAACAUAUGGCGUUUAUAUCAGAGAGACAAUCUGGAGUAAUAUAUCUCCAUGAACCAUUGUCGCCCUCGCCAAUCUCCCACCGUCGAUAAUAGGCUAGGAUAGCUGUACCUAUCUAUAUAAAUAUGGCAUGGACCGCAUCUAGGCAGUCCUGGGAUCGACAGGGGAAAGAAACAACAGAUUCUUAAAUAGACGUGCGCCGCCAAUCUUCAACAUCGAUCGCCUUUGCUUCCCUCUCACCAAACACCAAGGCAUCUCCACCAACCAACCACCCCCAACCAUGCGUCCAACAACCCUCCUAACCGCUCUCCUAACCCACACAACCACCGUCUCCGGCGCCCUAACCUGGACCCUCCAAAAAACCAGCAACCCGACCUCCGACCAAUCGUCCGCCUACGCCUCCAUCGAGGCCGCGAUGCGCGCCGCCGUAGCGCACUACGCCAAGUUCAGCGACGCUAGCAAGACCAUCCGCGUGUACUAUGCACCCGGCGUGCCGACGGCCGAGGCCUCGUAUAACGGGGACCUGCGGUUCGGGGCGGACCGCGCGUACAUGACGGAGCGGACGGCGAUGCACGAGAUCUCGCACACGCUGGGCGUGGGGCAGACGGCGGAGUUCGACCGCCGGUGCGCGGCGGGCGAUUGGCCGACCGCGCUGCCGCUGCUGCGGGGCUGGGACGGCGCGGGCGCGACGAUAAGUUGUGGCGGCGGACACUUCUGGCCUUAUGGGCUGAAUUAUGAGAGUGAGUGGAGCGAGACGAAUGGCGAUCGCCAUGUUAUGAUGGUGGAUGCUAUGUUGAAGGAUGGGAUGUAGGUACUAGGAAGGAAUAGGGGUGGUUUGGGGUAGGGGAAGGGGAAUGGGGAGCUGCGUGUGCUAAUUUCUCGAUUUUGGUUAAUGAGGAGCGAGUAUUACCUGUGAUGGACUUGUGUACGACGGUUUAGCGAUGAGAGUCUAUAGACUUGAUUGACAGUCUAGCUGGACCCUGAACCCUUGGGUUCCCAUCUGCCCCCUUUUCCAUCUUACAACUUUACCAUUGUUUACAUGCAGUACACCACGAGACCAUCGAGAUUUUCCCUAACGCAUAUCAGUUCACAGUAAUAAUCUGAUCCACCUGACUGUUAUUUCCUUGGCUCGGCUGGACUAAAGCGGCGUAUUCUU
Molecule: messenger RNA, 1322 nt
Organism: Annulohypoxylon truncatum
Lineage: Eukaryota; Fungi; Ascomycota; Sordariomycetes; Xylariales; Hypoxylaceae
Exons: 1
Coding region: 447-977 (176 amino acids)
Molecular function (GO): metallopeptidase activity
Source: RefSeq, a predicted model, not a curated record